Messenger RNA from Oryzias latipes (Japanese medaka), 4935 nucleotides. RefSeq names its product gamma-aminobutyric acid type A receptor subunit rho2a (gene gabrr2a). Gene Ontology annotation, cellular component: membrane. Lineage: Eukaryota; Metazoa; Chordata; Actinopteri; Beloniformes; Adrianichthyidae. Gene Ontology annotation, biological process: monoatomic ion transmembrane transport. The record is from RefSeq and is a predicted model, not a curated record. Gene Ontology annotation, molecular function: extracellular ligand-gated monoatomic ion channel activity; GABA-A receptor activity.
CUUUUGAUUCACAGCAGGAGGAAUAAUCUGACUCCUGUUGUGUCAUGCCAGGCUGCAAUUAAUCCUGGAGUGUGAGCGCGCAUUGAUGUUUGAGCGCGCGGCUGCAGCCUCCAGACUCACACACAGGUUCAUACGGCGGAGUCGGGUGCCGUGACCGCUUCCUCCGCGCGCCACCUCCGCUGAGCGAUGCGCAGCCGCCUGAGCGCCGCUGGAAUGAACCGCCGGACGGGACUCACCUGUGGAACCGCACCGUCAGGAUGCCUUAUCUGAGCGGUGCUGCCGUUCUCCUUUUGUGCAUGUUUGUCUCCGGGGAGUGCUGGAAGCACGGACACCGGGUGCGGAGAUGGACAGGCACGGCGGAUACGCAGAAGCACAGCACAUCUGUGGUGAAGAAGCCUCCAGACGUGACCAAGUCCCGCAAAACCAAGACGGAUCAGCUACUCAAAGUAGAUGAUCAUGACUUCACCAUGAGGCCAGCAUUUGGAGGUCCUGCAAUCCCUGUGGGGGUGGAUGUUCAAGUGGAGAGCUUGGACAGCAUCUCUGAGGUGGACAUGGACUUCACCAUGACGUUGUACCUCAGGCACUACUGGAAGGAUGAGCGGCUUUCAUUCAGCAGUAGCACCAACAAGAGCAUGACAUUUGAUGGCCGUCUGGUGAAGAAGAUCUGGGUCCCUGAUGUCUUCUUUGUCCACUCCAAGAGGUCCUUCAUUCAUGACACAACCACAGACAACAUCAUGCUGCGAGUCUUUCCUGAUGGUCACGUGCUCUACAGCUUGAGAGUGACGGUGACAGCUGCCUGCAACAUGGACUUCAGCCGCUUCCCUCUGGACUCGCAGACCUGCUCUCUGGAGCUGGAGAGCUAUGCUUACACAGAUGAAGACCUGAUGCUCUACUGGAAGAGCGGGGACGAGUCCCUCAGCACCGACGACCGAAUCUCCUUAUCGCAGUUCUUGAUCCAAAAGUUUCACACCACGUCUCGCUUGGCCUUCUACAGCAGCACAGGCUGGUACAACCGUCUCUACAUCAACUUCACACUGCGGCGCCACAUCUUCUUUUUCCUGCUUCAGACAUACUUUCCCGCCACGCUCAUGGUGAUGCUGUCCUGGGUGUCGUUCUGGAUCGACCGGCGGGCUGUGCCGGCCAGAGUCUCUUUGGGCAUUACCACGGUGCUGACCAUGUCCACCAUCAUCACGGGGGUGAAUGCCUCCAUGCCACGUGUGUCCUACAUCAAAGCUGUGGACAUCUACCUCUGGGUCAGCUUCGUUUUUGUUUUUCUCUCGGUGUUGGAGUACGCUGCUGUCAACUACCUGUCCACAGUCCAGGACCGCCGUGAGCGCAAGAUGAGGGAGAGGGCCCGCUCCCAGUCAUUGCCCUGCACCUGUAGCAUCUCCCAGACUCGUACCAUGACCAUGAUGGACGGCACCUACAGCGAGGCUGACACCAACAGCCUGGCCGGCUACACCGAGGAGCCCAUUAUGCAGGAGGAGCCCGACGAGAAGAACCAGGUCCCGGAGAAGUCGGAGCACAUGGUGGUUCACCUGUCGAUGAGCAGCGAAUCCGCAGGCAUCAAGAAGAGGAAGAGCCUGCGUGCCCUUAGCAUCAUCCAGAACACGCACGCCAUCGAUAAAUACUCCCGGAUGAUUUUUCCUGGAUCCUACAUCUUUUUCAACCUCAUCUACUGGUCAGUUUACUGCUGAACACCUGAGCCUGAGGCGGGUGAAAAAAGCACCACGGUGCUGUUUGCUUGACCGUGUUUGAGGAGGUUUUUUCAAAGCUUGAUCAGAUUUAGAGGUUCUGCCAUCCCAUUGGACUUUCUGAUACUGUUAAUCUUCUUACAGCUACUUGAAUGUUCAUUGUGGUUUUCAUGAAAUCGACAAAAAUGAUCAAAAAAAUGUUUCAUCUUAUCUUUAAUGUGACUCAGACAUGACGUCCGGCCUCUUUUGUGUUCGUAUUCAUGUAAUUUACAGAGAGGAAAAUCUACCAACAAUCUAAAAUGUCAUCUCAGGUAUUGUCAGUUGAAGAAAUUACAGCAGGUCAAACACCAAAUGCACCAAACUGAGAGAAAACAGAAGAUCUCCUGUCAAUGGUAACGCAUCAGCUGCUCUGAAGGAACUGAAAAAAAGCCAGAUUAAUUAACCUUGUUGUUCGAGCUGCUUUGGUCAAUGAGUGAUUUUUCAUGCUUCCUUCCUCAGUCACACCUUCACAUUUCUGAGUUAGACAGCUCCAAUGUGCAGCUGUCACACCAAACAAAGCGCUGACAGACGUGCACUCACACUCUGGUCCACAGCUGCGGCAAAAGCUCUCAUAUUCUGGUCACUUCUCUGUUUUAACCCUGUUGGACGAGUGCAAAAAUGAUGUUCAAUAUCCGUGAUAUUUCAUCAAGCUACAAUGAACUUGAUGAAUUUUCCUGCUUGCAAAAAACUCUACCCCUUACUGAACAUGUGAAAAGAAAUAUUUAAGAAAGUCUCUUCUUCAAAGUUUUUAUUUUGCUUGCAUCAUUCUUAACUAUUGGAUUCAAGUGAAGCUAAAAUAUCCUGUUGGUAAAAUGUGAAACUCUCAUUCUGCAGCCUCAUCAUGCUCUGAAUGUAUUGAUGAAAAGAUAAAUAAAAUAAAAUGUCUACUGUAAGACAUGCAGCUGUUCCCCAACUGACAGGUCGAUGAAAUGCAUGAACAACUGUGAGGACACAGUCAACGUCAGAUGACAUUUGUUUCACGUUUUUUUAAUGAAUGACAAAACAAGAAGUCUCACAUUUGACACAAAACUAUUUAUUUAACAGGUGAACAUUCUGCCUUUGUACCAACAAAUCAUAAAAAUGUUAGAUUUAUAUCUGGAGGUUUGAUGGAGACAAAAAUAUAGUGAUGAUUUGUAAUUAAUAACUCUUAAGGGACGCAUCCACUCAAGUCCUAAAUGUUUGUUGAAUGGCUGAGACGGUUCGUCACAGAUUUGUGAGCAUUUGCAUAGAUUUUUCUUUUAUUAUUAUUUCCAGUCUUAAACCGUUUAAGGUUUUAUGUUCUGUAAGUUUGAAAAAAAAAAUUAUUUUACACUUUUUUUUGUUGCGACAUUAGCUCAAAAAAGACAGUCUGGCAAAGAUUUUAUCUGAAAUCGUACUGAAUUGUGGUAUAGAUUGCUGAUUACAUUUAGACUCAAUCUUGUCAGGACUAUAUUUUUGCUUUUAGCAGAUUUCCAGUUACAUUUUUGCUCUAAAUAUUUCCACUUACCGGUACUCAAUUUUGUCUCCAGACGGUUACGCCUUUGUUUUUAUAGAUCACCAAAUCACAACAUUUUGACAAGUUUUUUAAUGUUUGGACAAAAAAAAACUAAAACAAAAUAUGAGAAGCAUAAGAAAAACAUACAGAAACCUAACCUGUUUAUGGCACGAGUACGAUACCAAAUGCAAUUUAUCAAGGCAAUAACAAAUUAUUUGAGGGAAAUGAGACCAUUUAAUUGAUAUCUAUUUAGAAUUUUUUGACAGUUACAGGUGAGUAAGAUUCUAACCUUAAGGACUCACUGCGAAGAAAAUCAUACUUUUGGUCUUUUUAAUAAGUUCUUGUGGCAUUUUUCUGAUGAUGAAGAAUGUAUUUAAAGUAAAAUAAGCGCAAACUUUCUGAGCAUUUCUUUAUUGAAAUGAUUGUGAAUCAGCUGAAAAUAUGUCGUUUGACUAAGAACUUAUUUGUGAUGUAGAUAGAAAAUACACUUGCUCUGCUCUGCUCCACAACGGGGAAAGGACCCCAGCUCAGAGGCAAAUUUCUAAAGAGCUACCCGGCAGAGACUAUGUCCUAUCAAAUGAAACGGUUAUUAUUGUUUUGGGCUAAAAACAGAAAUAUCAUAAAUAAAAGACCACUGGAAACAAUUUUAAAAUAGCUCAAAAUAGGAUUGUGGUAGAUCUUUAACCCUUGUGCUAUCCUAUGGGGUCAAGAUGACCAUUGACGUGUUCUCCCUACUAUGACAAAGGUGGAUAAAGGUGGAGAGGAUUUCAUGUAAUCCAUGAAAACUAGUGAAGAUCAUAAAUCAUUGAAGAAAAAAGUUCAGCGCACUGUCUUGUGGGGUCUAGAUGACCUCACUCCCAAUGUCAAAGUGCAUAGGAUAGCACAAGGGUUAUCAAGCUGCUGCAGCUGAUUGGUUGACAGCAAAUAUGGCUUCAGAAAUGUAGGAGUUACAAAGCUGCUAGAAGUUUUCAACAAAGCAUGAAAGCCAUAAGACUUUGUACCAGCACACCCAGAAUAAUAAGGCAGAAAAGUGACUUCAACUUCGUUAAAAAGAUGAGUCAUAUUCACAAAACAGGACAUUUAAACUAACUUUAGACUCCUAACUACUUCCCCUUAGUUAGAAGUGUUGUCUACUAUUGCAUGACAUGUUCAGCACAAAUUCUGGGAAUGUGACUACUACUGAGGUACCAACAGCUACACCUGCAUAGAAUACAGAAAGAAAAUGGUCUAAAAGAAGACUUUUCAGUGAGAUUUCAGGUUCUGAGGGGGUGGACGUUAAUAAGGUUUCAACAUAUCAAUUUUUGUCUUUAUUUUGAUAACUUUUAAUAUCUUUACAAGGUCGCAAAGAGGUACAAAUUCACAAUAUUCAGCAGUUUGAAGAAACACUUUUGUGUCAAAUAUGAAGAGUUUUUUUAAAGCAUUUUCCAGGACCGCUGGGUCCAGAUUUGUGUUUGUAUGGUGUGUACACAUUGAUGGUCUGUCUGGAAGUAUGUUGACUUUUAUUAUUAUUUAUUAAAACAUUGUGAUUAAAGUGUUCUGGUUCAAACUGACUUUGAAGAAUGUUACUGUUUGUUUCAGGAUGUAAUAAAUGCGUUCAUUAUCCACCAAGAAGGGAUUCAGACGUGUCAAAUGUUAAAUUCACCUGCUUCUACCUGCAGUUGCUUAUCUAUCCACUACGGUGGUAACUGUACAUCACAUCAGCUUGAUUAAACAGAGAGAAUUGGUUCA